UUUUGGUAUGGCCACUGCAUUCUCGUCUCGUAAGACUGAUGUAUGGGCAUCCAGGAUGUGGCUUUUACCCAAUAACUCGAUCUCCAGAAGCUCAUUUGAAGCUUCGAUAAGAACAUUUGAGAUCUCAAGAAAUAUUGAAUGAUGAUCUCCAUGUUUGAGAGAUUCCUUGAGACUCUUGUCGAGUGCUCGUGACAUUGGAAGGAUCAAAGGAAGCAGGUAGGUGAAGAGUAUAGGGUAAGUUUGAGACAACCAACGUGGUGUGGAGGGGUUCAAUGGAGCUCUUUGCAAGUGUCGGGGCUAGAUGACAUGGCUUGACCACGUAUAACAAACCACCAAAACCAACAUCACCAUCAACUUCACGAGCUUGAACUUAAACCGGUCCAGGGCCGAAUACACAGUGCAUACGCUCGAAUCAUAUCAUCUGUCGCUGCUGAUACACUUUCGACCCCCCAAGAUGGCCUUCCUUAAUGCUCAGCAUCUUCGUUGUCGAAGUUGUCGGCUACAUCGCCAUAACAUUGGAGGCGGCGCCAAUCAACAAUUUGCUCUGGACAAUAAUCAACUUCCUCCCCGUAUCAACAGCAAAGGCUGCAGGCGAGCAACGCAAGCUCCAGGCCGAUUACCUCAAGGUCCGACGAGAUCUGAACUCCACGAGUAGUCAGGAUGAAUUUGCCAAGUGGGCAAAGCUCCGUCGUCAGCACGACAAGCUCCUCGAGCAGCUAGAGAAGACCAAGAAAACCAACGAGGCAGCUCGAUCAAACUUUGACAAGAUCCUCACCGUUCUCCGAGUCGUCGUUACACGCGCGCCGCAAUACUUCCUGCCCUUCUGGUAUGCCACAGAGCCCAUGUUCUGGCUUCCUUACGGCUGGUUCCCAUACUGGGCAGAAUGGAUUCUGUCUUUCCCUCGCGCCCCCAUCGGAAGUGUCAGCAUCGCUUCGUGGCAGUUGGCAUGCACAGGAGUUAUUGCGCUUUUCAGCGACUUGAUCGUGGGUAUCGCUGGUCUGCUCCUCAACGCGAAGCAGGCCAAGGAAGCACCCGUCGCAGCCGAGAAGGUCGCGGCGGAGGAGAAGAAGAAGUCAUAAGCAAACGGCUGUGAUAGAUAUAGCUAGUUCGCGCACAUAGUGAAAAUAUGCAUAUUUACAGGCAAAGCUUGACUACGAUUGGAGAUGUAUCUCUUAGAUAAAUUUGACGCAAAGUUCCUCAUUGCCGAAGCUGAGACUUUGUAACACGACAGAGAAUAACCCUUGGCAGGGUAUUUGGGGCUUGAUCUAGG
Molecule: messenger RNA, 1270 nt
Organism: Fusarium verticillioides 7600
Lineage: Eukaryota; Fungi; Ascomycota; Sordariomycetes; Hypocreales; Nectriaceae
Exons: 3
Coding region: 468-1079 (203 amino acids)
Biological process (GO): tail-anchored membrane protein insertion into ER membrane
Cellular component (GO): GET complex
Source: RefSeq, a predicted model, not a curated record